AUGGGAGAAACAGAACUUUGCUGCCACAAACCAUUGUAUCCUCAUAACCAGCUGCUCGUGCUGCCUUUUGUCUUCGUGCUUUUUUUCCCUCCAUUUUCUUCGAGUUUUUCUUUCGACUUUUAUGCCACGUCAUGCCCGGCUGCUGAGAUGAUGGUGAAAAAUACCGUCCGAUCGGCUUCCGAUUUGGAUCCAACGGUUCCCGGAAAGCUCCUUCGCUUGCUUUUCCACGACUGCUUUAUUGAGGGCUGUGACGGAUCUGUGUUAUUACAAGGAAAUCGAACCGAAACAAGCGAUCCAGCAAACAAAUCUCUAGGAGGAUUUUCAGUGAUCGACUCGGCUAAACGAGUGCUCGAAAUUUUUUGCCCCCAAAUAGUGUCUUGUGCUGAUAUACUUGCAUUGGCCGCUAGGGACGCCGUUGAAUUUGCGGGCGGACCUAAUGUUAAGAUCCCGACUGGGAGGAAAGACGGUAAAAUUUCUGUCGCUGCAAAUGUCAGACCGAACAUUAUCGACACGAGUUUCACGUUAGAUGAGAUGGAUAAGGUUUUCUCUGCCAAGGGAUUAUCAAUGGAUGACCUCGUUACUCUUUCAGGAGCACACACAAUUGGAAGAUCUCAUUGCAACUCAUUCAACGACAGAUUCAAGCUCGACUCUAACGGAAACCUCACACUGAUUGACUCGUCCUUGGACCGACAAUACGCAUCCCAACUCACGAAAGUGUGCCCGGCUGGCGCCAGUGAUGAUUCAAUCACGGUCGAAAACGACCCUGUUUCACCACAGCAGUUUGACAACAAUUACUACAAGAUUCUGUUGGAACACAGGGGACUUUUCCAGUCAGAUUCCGCGUUGCUUAACGAUGGAAAGAGACACAAACUGGAGGAGAAGUCUAAUAAAGGCAUAUUCCUCGGCUAUAGCUCUCAAUAUAAAGGCUACAAAAUUUACAUCCUCAAGACUGGUAAACUAAUUAUCAGUCGAGAUGUUGAGUUCGAUGAAAAUGGUGCGUGGAACUGGGAGGAAGAAAAAGUCGAAUACCAAAAUAUCAUGGUACCUACAUGGCGGAGGCAAAAUACCAUACCAAAAGAACGCGAAGAUGAAACAGAAGGUACACAAUCACCUCCAGCUCCACAACCUUCGAGUCCGAGGACAACAAUACCAUCAACUGACGAACUGUCAUCCCCAGAAUCACCACCGAGAAAAGUACGAACACUCAGGGAGAUCUACGAGACAUGCAAUUUUACCACCAUGGAACCUGAAAGCUUCGAAGCAGCAGUAAAGGAAAAGGAAUGGGUAAAAGCCAUGGAAGAAGAAAUCAAGAUGAUCGAAAAGAAUAAAACUUGGGAGUUAGUCGAUCUACCGAACAACAAGGAAGUCAUUGGAGUUAAGUGGGUUUACAAGACGAAGCUUAACCCAGAUGACUCAAUCCAAAAGCAUAAAGCACGACUGGUCGCUGAAGGGUGCUCACAACUUCCCGGGAUCGACUACAAUGAGACCUUCGCUCCUGUUGCUCGGCUAGACACUAUAAGAGCUCUAACCUCACUUGCAGCUAAGAAGAAAUGGAGAAUCUACCAGCUUGAUGUCAAGUCAGCAUUUCUCAAUGUCUAUUUAGAAGAGGAGAUCUAUGUCGAACAACCUCAAGGAGUACUUGUCCCAUUUAUAUACAAGUAA
This is a messenger RNA of Striga hermonthica, 1662 nucleotides long. The record is from the annotation of a GenBank genome assembly. NCBI's taxonomy places the organism in Eukaryota, Viridiplantae, Streptophyta, Magnoliopsida, Lamiales, Orobanchaceae.